CCGUUGGGAGGCGGGCGCGAAGGGAUGGUUCAGCCUUGCCGGCGCCUGGCCUGGACCUUUCUUGUGGGUCGCUUUCACCCAACCUCCCACAUACUGCGCUGUGGAUGCGCAUUCGGGCGUUUCCAGCAGGGUCUGCACCUUUAUGUUCACAGAAGAUAUUUGAAGAGCAGACACUAUGUGAACAUCACUGUGGUGUUUACCUUGUUUAUCUAUAGUCUUGGUGUUUCUCCUGAGCACUUGGUUCAACCUAGGUUGCUAAGUCUUUGGGUUUUCCUCCAGAUUUCUGCUGUCUCUGGAUCCAGCCUCUCUGCUUGGCAUUCUCAGGACUCUGACCUUUUGGAGGAAGAAGACGAUAUGACCAGGUCUCUUUGUCUAGAAAUACAGCAAACAGUGACGUUUAAGGAUGUGGCUGUGGACCUCACCCAGGAGGAAUGGCAGCAGCUGAAACCUGCUCAGAGGAACUUGUACCGGGAUGUGAUGCUAGAGAACUACAGCAACCUAGUCACAGUAGGUUAUCAAGUCACCAAACCAGAUGUGAUCUUCAAGUUGGAACAGGAAGAGGAGCCAUGGGUGAUAGAGGAAGAAAUGCUUGGGAGGCACUGUCCAGAAGUUUGGGAAGUUGAUGAACAACAGAUCAAGAAGCAACAGGAAGCACUUGUGAGGAAAGUCACAUCCAUCUCCAAGAAAACUCUGAUUAAGGAAAAUGUCAUUGAAUGUAAAAAAGUUGCAAAAAUAUUUCCUUUGAACUCAGAUAUUAUUACUUCAAGACCAAACUUCUAUGAAUGUGACUCAUUUGAUAAAGAUUUGGAACAUAAUUUAGACUUACUUAGUUAUGAUAAGGACUGUAUAAGAGAGGAAAAUUAUGAAUAUAAUAAAUACAGGAAGCCAUUUUACCCUUGCUCAUCCCAUGUUCUAACCCCCUUUAAGUGUAAUCAGUGUGGACAAGACUUCAAUCAUAGAUUUGACCUCAUCAGACAUGAGAGAAUUCAUGCUGGAGAGAAACCCUACGAGUGUAAGGAAUGUGGAAAAGCCUUCAGCAGGAAGGAAAAUCUUAUUACACAUCAAAAAAUUCAUACUGGGGAGAAACCAUAUAAAUGUAAUGAAUGUGGAAAAGCUUUCAUUCAGAUGUCAAACCUUAUUAGACACCAGAGAAUUCAUACAGGGGAGAAACCUUAUGCAUGUAAGGAUUGUUGGAAGGCCUUCAGUCAGAAAUCAAAUCUCAUUGAACACGAGAGAAUUCAUACUGGAGAAAAGCCCUAUGAAUGUAAAGAAUGUGGAAAAUCCUUCAGCCAGAAGCAAAAUCUUAUUGAACACGAGAAAAUUCAUACUGGGGAGAAACCUUAUGCAUGUAAUGAAUGUGGUAGAGCCUUUUCUCGAAUGUCAUCUGUUACUCUACACAUGAGAAGUCACACAGGGGAAAAACCCUAUAAAUGUAAUAAAUGUGGAAAAGCCUUCUCUCAAUGUUCAGUGUUUAUUAUACAUAUGAGAAGUCAUACAGGUGAGAAACCCUAUGUAUGUAGUGAAUGUGGGAAAGCAUUCUCUCAAAGUUCAUCCCUUACUGUACAUAUGAGAAAUCAUACAGCUGAGAAACCCUAUGAAUGUAACGAGUGUGGAAAAGCCUUCAGCAGGAAAGAAAAUCUCAUUACACAUCAGAAAAUUCACACUGGAGAGAAACCGUAUGAAUGUAAUGAAUGUGGGAAAGCUUUUAUUCAGAUGUCAAACCUCAUUAGACACCAGAGAAUUCAUACUGGUGAGAAACCUUAUGCAUGUGCAGUAUGUGGGAAAGCCUUUAGUCAGAAAUCAAAUCUCACUGAACAUGAGAAAAUUCAUACUGGAGAAAAACCUUAUCAUUGUAAUCAAUGUGGAAAAGCUUUCAGUCAGAGACAAAAUCUCCUCGAACAUGAAAAAAUUCACACUGGAGAGAAACCAUUUAAAUGUAAUGAAUGUGGUAAAGCCUUCUCUCGAAUCUCAUCCCUUACUCUUCAUGUGAGAAGUCAUACAGGAGAGAAACCUUAUGAAUGUAAUAAAUGUGGAAAAGCCUUCUCUCAAUGCUCAUUACUUAUUAUACAUAUGAGAAGUCAUACUGGUGAGAAACCCUUUGAAUGUAAUGAAUGUGGGAAAGCAUUCUCUCAAAGAGCAUCCCUUUCUAUACAUAAGAGAGGUCAUACAGGUGAGAAACCUCAUAAAUGUAGAGAAUGUGGGAAAGCCUUUCAUUCUGGCUCACAACUUCGUCAACAUCAAAAGAUCCACAUAGGUGAGAAACCCUAUAAAUGUAAGGAGUGUAGGAAGGCCUUUCCGUCUACUUCACAACUUAAUUUACAUCAGAGAAUUCAUACAGAUGAGAAAUACUAUGAAUGUAAAGAAUGUGGGAAAGCCUUUACCCGACCCUCACACCUCCUUCGACAUCAGAGAAUCCAUACUGGUGAGAAACCCCACAAAUGUAAGGAAUGUGGGAAAGCUUUUCGUUAUGACACGCAACUUAGUCUUCAUCAGAUAACUCAUACUGGUGAAAGACGCUAUGAAUGUAAGGAAUGUGGGAAGGUAUAUAGUUGUGCCUCACAACUGAGUCUGCAUCAAAGAAUUCAUACUGGUGAGAAACCUCAUAAAUGUAAGGAAUGUGGGAAAGCUUUUAUCUCUGAUUCACAUCUUCUUCGACAUCAGAGUGUUCAUACUGGUGAGAAACCGUAUAAAUGUAAGCAGUGUGGGAAAGCCUUUCGUCGUGGCUCAGAACUUACUCGACAUCAAAGAGCUCACACUGGUGAGAAACCUUAUAAAUGUAAGGAAUGUAAAAUGGCCUUUACUUGCAGCACAGAACUGAUUCGACAUCAGAAAGUUCACACGGGUGAGAGACCCCAUAAAUGUAAGGAAUGUGGGAAGGCUUUUAUUCGAAAGUCAGAACUUACUCAUCACGAGAGAAGUCAUAGUGGUGAAAAGCCCUAUAAGUGUAAGGAAUGCGGGAAGGCCUUUGGUCGUGGCUCAGAACUUAAUCGACACCAGAAAAUUCAUACUGGUGAGAAACCUUACAAAUGUAAGCAAUGUGGGAAGGCCUUUAUUCGUGGCUCACACCUUAGUAAACAUCAAAGAAUUCAUACAGGACAGAGGAGUGAAUGAAGACAUGUGGGAAGGCUCAAAAUUUUAUUGAUAUCUGCAAAGUCCUACUAGUUAAACACAAACCUACCGCCUGAUUUUAAGGGAUGUGGGAAAGCAUUUGAAGAUAACUUAAUAUCAGAGUUAAUACUGUGGAUACAAGGCCUUUUUUUGAGGGCCAGAAUUUAUUUGACAUGUUACUGCUAUUUGAUAAAUGUUAGUGGUUGGGAGGGUUCUAUUUAUGUUUCAAAAUUUAUUGGACCAUCAGUGUUCACUUAAUGUAAAAGUGAUAAAACUUCAUGAAUGUGAGGAAAGUGGGAAGGCUUUGGAAGGCAGUUAAUGUGUCAGUGACAGUCCCACAGACAUUUCUCAGCAUCAGGAUCAUUUUUACCCUGUGGGAAAUCAGAGGAUUCUUAAUAUAAAUGUCAUAUAUAUAGCUUAAGUUACUCAUCUGGUAAUUCAUGCUUGGGAAGGGCUAUAGUAAUGUUAAAAAUGCAGCAGGUUAUUCUAUCCCACUCAAAUCUUGUCAAAUAUUUGCAAGCUUAACCUCUAAAAAUAACCUGAACUGAAUCAUAGUGGGACAGGACUUAACCAAUGCUCAGUCUUUACUUGCCUUCACCAUUUUAACUCAUUUCUUAUGGGCAAAUGACCUAACUAGGUCUAAAUUUUCUCACUUAAAAAUUAGCAAUAUUAGCACCAUCUUGUUAGCAUUGUGAAGAUUAAAUAAUUACAUGAUAUCCCUUAGAAUACUGUGUGGCUCAUAUCGAAAGUGUGUUAAAUAAGAGCUGCUUUUAUUACUUUAUUUUUAUACUUGUGGAUGGAGAUCGUAUGAGAGGAAGGCCUUAUGUGUGCAGUGAAUAUAGGAACAUCUAACGUCACCUUUUUAUUGAAUGUCAGGUAAUUCCUUCUGGAGAAAAAUUAAAAACUGAAGUUUUCAUUCUCCUUGCCUUCUUGCUUCACUAGGGGAAAGGAAAUCAAGGCAAAUUACAAUUAGAAAUGAAUGACAGAGGGACAACUACGCAUUAACAUUUGUAGGAUGAAACAAAGCUAUACCCAGGAAAAUAACUUCUUUCAAUAUGGGUAGAAAAUGGGAGAUGAUUAAUGGCCAGGAUUCAUUGUCAGUACUUGGUGCACUGCCUGUUCUAAUAGGUCCCCUGUAAACACACGUUGAAAUCAGAGGAAUGAGGGAGUGAAUAAAUAUUUAUCUCUGGUGUGUAGAAAAGCUCUAACAAAGUAAGUGCAAAGCAAAACAAACCAAAAACCUUGAAAACUUUUGAAAUGGGAAAGUAAAAAACCCUCAAGCAUCAUGAAUGAGAGGAUAUGUAACUACAAAAAUGGAAUUUUAAAGAAAUAAGGCAAUACAGUUGUGGCAGACACUGUUGGUUACCUACCCAUUGGUGUUAGCCAUUUUCCCUUUGCUAGGACUGCCCAUCUGAAGUCUAGCUCUUGCUGUCCUAGUUUGCUUAAUAAUUGGACAUAUAUAUAACAGUCAUGGCCAUAGAAGAUCUGAGCAAAAGUUAUACGCAGCCUUUAUGUUAAAUUUUCUUUCCUAACAAAGUAGGAGGAAAUGGUCCUCUUAUACCCAGGAUGCAUGUCUAUAUGUGUAAUACCUGGAACUGUGGCCAUUUUGCUACCACAUGAGUAAGAGGCCGAGAUUGGCACAGGGGAUAGAUUGGAAUUACCUGCAUCCUUGACAUUGUUGAGCUGAUGAAACAAUGUGGAACUGCCCUGUUCCUGGACUUUGAGUAAAAUGAGAAACUUCAUGCAUAUCAGUUUUAAGUUUAUACUCACUUUUUUAUGAUAUAUCAGAGUCCUAGAAAAAAAUAUUUUCGUAUGUAUAUACACAUAUUUAUUCACCUUUAAUUUAGUAAAUUGGGGAAAUGUUUAUAUUCGGCUUCUUUUUAUGGUAUAUCUGAAAUUGUAGUAAAGCAUUAUUUUCUUAAAUAUUUUUUAGACAUGUAUAUACAUAUAUUCUACUUUGAAUUAGUAAGACAUGGGAAAAUUUUUUUUUACAUUCAGCAUUUUAUAGUGUUUAUAUUCAUCUUUUUAAAGCAUGUCUGAAAUCCUGAAAGAUAUUUUCCUGAAUAAAGAAUCAAUAAACUGAUUCCUCUCAUAUCAGAAUAUCUAACAGAUAAAAUCUUCUAAGUGUUCAAGGUACAAAGAGUCACAGCUGUGAGGCUAGCAUAACGCUUUUAAGAAAUUUGGAGGGGUGCCUGGGUUGCUCAGUUGGUUAGGCAUCCAGCUUCGGGUCAGGUCAUGAUCUCAUGGUUUGGAGUUCAAGCCCCGAGUUGGGCUCUGUGCUGAGAGCUCAGAGCCUGGGAUCUGCUUCAGAUUCUGUGUCUCUCUCUGUCCCUCCCCUGAUCACACUCUGUCUCUCAAAAAUAAAUAAACAUUAAAAAAAAUUUUUUUUUGGAAAAGGAUAACAUUCAAGUCAAAUCACCCAAAAAAAUAAUCCAUUGUACUUACGGUAUGUGAAUAUUAAAAUAAGUUAAAUCUUGCAGCCUAUUAAAGAAAAUAGGGUUGUUGGGGAGUUUUUUUGUCCAGAAUAUGAUUCAUGACUUGAUCUGUCCAGUUAAUUUUUAAGUAAUGUAUAAAUGUAGUGUUUACACAUUGAAAACUAGACCCUAAAAUAACUUUUUCCCAAAGUAGUAACUGAGAAACUAUUAGAGCAUAUGCAUAUUCAGCUGCUGUGAAGUCACUGCAGUUAUCCACUUAAUCAGACCUCAUGGGCUGUGGACACAUUUGGAAUAAUCCCUAGUCGAUUCCACUUACGUCUUGCACUUUAGAAAAUAAUACUUCAAAUAAGUUUAAUGUAAACAUGUAUUAUAUGGUGAAUCAAUUAUAGCUAAAUGUGAGCCCACUGGAGGAGAAUUUAUAAUCAAGCAUUUUUUAUUUUUUUGAGUAUGCUCUAUGCCCAAUGUAGGCUUGAAUUCCAGACCCUAAGAUCAAGAAUCACAUGCUCCACUGACUGAGCCAGCCAGGUGCGCCCAAGCAUUUUUUAAAGGGGAAAUUAUUGCUAAAUUUUAUCUGUACUGGUAUAAUUAUUCCGUAAGUCUCUUCUUGAAAGUUGUACGUACUGUUCUAAGAGGACAAGCUCUGCCCUUAGGAGGAAUUGAAUUAAUAAAGAUAGGCAAAACCAGGCAUGAUCAUGGUACUGGUUUCAUUAUAAUUUCUAAUAUUUUUUGACAUAUUAAGAGACGAUUCUCUUUCAUUUUUUGCCCAUGUAUACACUUUCCUUUUUUCAACACUUGAAAAUUGUAUUCUAAUUUUAUAUAACAAACUAUCAGGGUGCCUGGCUGGCUCAGUCUGAAGGAUAUGCGACUCUUGAUCUUGCAGUCAUGAGUUCGAGCCCCACAUUGGAUGUAGAGAUUAUAAAUAAAUCAACCUAAAAAAAACAAAACAAAACCUAGGAGCGCCUGGGUGGCUCAGUCAGUUGAGCAUCUGAGCAUCUUUUGAUUUCGGCUUGGGUCAUGAUCUCACGGUUUGUAGUUUUGAGCAAGCCAUGUGUCAGGUGACUUUCAGCAUGGUACCUGCUUGGGAUUCUCGGUCUCCCUCUCUGCCUUUCCCCUGCUUGCCCUCUCAAAAAUGGAUAAAUCUUAAAAACAAAAACCCCACGUUCUCUUAAUUGCCAUUACAAAAGCCUUCCAUGCUUUUUGCCAUACUCAAGAAGCAUGCCCACAUCUAAGAAGUUUGCUUUGGUAGUGGUGGUGGUGUGUGUGUAGUGUAGCAUAGUUUAAACGGGAUCAUGCUUACACAUUAAAGUGCAAUCCCCUUUUCUCACUUGGUAACUUACCAUGACUGGGCUUCCUUCCAGUCAGUGCCUACAAGUGUAAGUUUUUAGCUUUUAGACUCCUACAUCAUAAAGACAAAGCAUAAUAAUAUGCAGCCCAAUCUUCCACCAGUUCAGAUUUGUUAUUUUACAAAUAAUUAAUUGUACAAUUUUAUUACACAUGUAUUAUUUCCUGUUGGUGCUUCUGUUGAGUGGAUGGAUUCCCACCAGUUGGAUUGCUUGCUUUACAACAUAGUGUAUUUUAAAUGUAGUAGUUAAUGCCUUAUUUUCUGAAAUUCGCCAUUAAUCUAGAAAUAUAUGCCCAUUCCCAACAACUUCAA
Molecule: messenger RNA, 7197 nt
Organism: Felis catus (domestic cat)
Lineage: Eukaryota; Metazoa; Chordata; Mammalia; Carnivora; Felidae
Gene: ZNF793
Product: zinc finger protein 793
Exons: 8
Coding region: 25-3111 (1028 amino acids)
Biological process (GO): negative regulation of transcription by RNA polymerase II
Molecular function (GO): RNA polymerase II cis-regulatory region sequence-specific DNA binding; DNA-binding transcription repressor activity, RNA polymerase II-specific
Source: RefSeq, a predicted model, not a curated record